UUGCAGCUGAAGGCACAUUUUGCCCAUUUAAAGAUGCUGCUUUGACCGGCAGGUGAAAAUUACAUUUUUAAAUUUUUCUUGGAAGGUUAGAUACACAAUCCAGUGCGAAUAGUGACAAUCUGGUUGGAAAUUUGUAUAUAUGUGAUGGUAAGGGUGACCAAGAUUCAUAGGAAAGAAACUGAAUUGUAGGUGAGACUUAGAAGGGUAGUUGAGAUGGAUUUGGUUUCUGUCAAUAGGUUCUUGUGUCUUGUCUUCCUCUUGUUUUGCUUUCUGAAAUUCGAUAGAGUUGUAGAAGCAGCACGAAUCCAUUUCAAUAGUGAAAUUCGCUUGCCAUCAGAUAGGGAAGAUGAAGCUGGGGGGACCAAAUGGGCUGUUCUCAUUGCAGGCUCUGCAGGAUACUCAAACUAUAGACACCAGGCUGAUGUUUGCCAUGCAUACCAAAUUCUUAAAAAAGGGGGGCUGAAAGAUGAAAAUAUUGUAGUGUUUAUGUACGAUGAUAUAGCACAUAAUCCUGCAAAUCCCAGACCAGGGAUUAUCAUCAACCAUCCUGAAGGAGAAGACGUCUAUGCAGGUGUUCCUACGGAUUACACAGGAAGUGAGGUAAAUACAGAUAACUUUUAUGCUGCUAUCCUUGGAGAUAAGGAUGCCGUAAAAGGUGGAAGUGGAAAAGUUGUUGCCAGUGGUCCUAAUGACCAUAUCUUCAUUUACUACACCGAUCAUGGAGGACCAGGAGUGCUUGGAAUGCCAAGCGGUCCUUUCCUCUAUGCAGAGGAUCUUAUUGAUGUUUUGAAGAAAAAAUAUGCUGCUGGAACCUACAAAGAAAUGGUAUUUUAUCUAGAAGCAUGUGAAAGUGGAAGCAUAUUUGAAGGUUUACUUCCAGAGGGAAUGAAUAUAUAUGUUACAACAGCAUCUAAUGCAGAAGAAAGCAGUUGGGGAACAUACUGUCCUGGAAUGAUCCCCUCUCCUCCUCCAGAAUUUGACACCUGCCUUGGAGACCUGUACAGUGUAGCUUGGAUGGAAGACAGUGAAGAGCACAACACCGUAUUCGAAACCAUAAAGCAGCAGUAUGUAGUGGUGAAAGAAAGAACAUUAAACGAUGGUUCAUACAUGGGCUCCCAUGUGAUGCAAUAUGGUGACAUUCCCAUCAGUGAGGAAUCAUUAUCCUUCUAUGUGGGCUUUGAUCCUGCCAAUGCUAAUGCUACCUUUGAGAACAGUUUACCACGAUAUCUUAAGGAUAAAAACCCUACAUCUAUAAAUCAGCGUGAUGCAGAUCUUCUCCACCUGUGGCAAAAGUAUCAGAGAUCCAAGGUUGAUUCCCCAGAAAAAUUGAAGGCUGAAAAAGAACUCACUGAAGCCAUGGCACAUCGUUCACAUGUGGAUACAAGCAUAAAGCUUAUUGGAAAGCUUUUGUUUGGAUCAGAAAUAGGCUCCUCUGUUUUGAGUGCUGUACGACCACGUGGGCAAUCUUUGGUUGAUGAUUGGGACUGCCUUAAAGCAUUGGUACACACAUACGAAUCCCACUGUGGACCACUUUCCCAGUAUGGGAUGAAACACAUGCGUUCUCUAGCAAAUAUCUGUAACAAAGGUAUUGGUGUGGAUACCAUGGCUGAAGUUUCAUCUGAGGCAUGCACUCAAAUCCCAGCUGUGAAAUGGAGUUCACUCGUAGUUGGCCACACUGACUGAUCACUCAUAAUGCAAAAAUAAUUUCAAGAAAGAUUUCCCUGUAAUUAUGUAAAUAUCAUCUUAAUCUAUUUCAGAUUGGUAAUUAAGCUGAAAUUAGAGCAUUCAGUAAAAACUUAUUAUAGAUAUUAUAGAAAGUCUACUUUGUAGCUUUGUUUCCAGUUGGUUUCCAUCAUACCGAUUCAUGUAAUGCCAUAACAGUGAUGUUUCUGGAGUUGAAGGCUAUGCAGCCAUUCAAAAUCCAAAUAUGUAAUGUGCAGCAUCACUGCUAUUGCCAGACUUAAAAUGAGGAUCAAACAAAGAGAAAAAAAUGGAACCUUCUCAGCAGAUGUAUUGAGAUAUAUUUGAUCUAUAAAAUUCAGUUCAGCAUCUUAUAAUUA
Molecule: messenger RNA, 2060 nt
Organism: Cryptomeria japonica (Japanese cedar)
Lineage: Eukaryota; Viridiplantae; Streptophyta; Pinopsida; Cupressales; Cupressaceae
Product: vacuolar-processing enzyme
Exons: 9
Coding region: 214-1683 (489 amino acids)
Biological process (GO): vacuolar protein processing
Molecular function (GO): cysteine-type endopeptidase activity
Source: RefSeq, a predicted model, not a curated record